Molecule: messenger RNA, 309 nt
Organism: Meloidogyne enterolobii
Lineage: Eukaryota; Metazoa; Nematoda; Chromadorea; Rhabditida; Meloidogynidae
Source: the annotation of a GenBank genome assembly
AUGCAGCAAAAAUCGACAACUUUUGUUGAGCCUGCAAUAUCUUCAUCAAUUCUUACGGAUAUAACAUUCCGCUCAUUUGAAGGUCGUGUAGCUGCUGCAACUUUAAAUGCUAUAGAUGACAUGGGGUUCACAAGGAUGACAGAAAUACAAGCAAGGAGUAUUCCACCGCUAUUAGAGGGUGUUGAUGUUCUUGGAGCGGCAAAAACGGGAAGUGGAAAAACAUUGGCUUUCCUUAUACCGGCUAUUGAACUUUUGAUUCGUGCAGAUUGGAAACAGCAAUAUGGUUUGGAUUUUUUCUUUUGUAAAUGA